AUGUUAAUCUUGCAAUCAUCAGACAAAGAUGAAUUUGAGAUUGAGCAAUUAAUCGCGAUUCAACCAGGAACCAUAAAAAACAUGGUGGAGGACGAUUUCACUUUCAUACUACUCUCAAACGUUGAUAUAGAAACUCUAAUUAAAAUUAUCGAGUACAUGAAGAAGCAUGCGGAGAAGACAGAUUCAAAGGAAAAAGAUAUCAAAGAAUUCAACAAGGAUUUCGUGAAGAAGACAUUGAAUGAACUAUUUGUUCUUGUAUUGGUUGCAAAUUACCUUCACAUUAGCAGUUUAAUGGAGUUAUUAUGUCAGUUUAUUGCUGAUAGAGUUAAGGACAAAACUCCAGAGGCUAUUCGAAAUAUAUUUAAUAUAACAUGUGAUUUCACACUAGAGAAGGAAAGAAAGAUUAUUGAAGAUGAUAAGUGGGCACAUGAGGGAACAGAAAUUGAUGGAACUCUUGAUUAGAUUUAUUUAUGUUUCUUUAGGUUUGAUUAAAUUUAGGUUUUUU
This is a messenger RNA of Capsicum annuum, 505 nucleotides long. RefSeq names its product SKP1-like protein 11. Gene Ontology annotation, molecular function: cullin family protein binding. Gene Ontology annotation, cellular component: cytoplasm; nucleus. The record is from RefSeq and is a predicted model, not a curated record. Lineage: Eukaryota; Viridiplantae; Streptophyta; Magnoliopsida; Solanales; Solanaceae. The transcript has a single exon. Gene Ontology annotation, biological process: SCF-dependent proteasomal ubiquitin-dependent protein catabolic process. Bases 1 to 462 code for a protein of 153 amino acids.